AUGAGUACCUCACCCGACUCAGAUCCGGAUCCCCCCGCCCUGCUGGCCUCGGACGGCACGACCAAACCGUAUCACUCCAAAAGGCCACACAAAAAGACACGGUCCGGCUGCAAGACGUGCAAGGCGCGCAAGGUCAAAUGCGACGAGGGCCGCCCGGCAUGCCGCAACUGCGUCCUGCGCAAGGUCGACUGCCUCUAUCCCGUCACCGCCGCGUCCGCCAAGUCGGCCACUCUCAAGCGCACCAUCACGCCUCGCACCCCCACCUCGGAGCCAUCGACGUCCAUAGUGGCCAGUCCCGAGACGAGCCGCCGCCCGUGGGAGCCGAGUCCCAUCAUCGAGCCCUUGUACAUACCGCCGGGUCAGCAUGAUGCCCUCGACAUGAAGCUGCUCUGGUUCUACACCACCAACACCUUCAACUCCUUUCUCACGCCCAGGGACAAGGGCGAGCGCGUCAACGAGAUCCUCCGCGUCAAGAUUCCCUCCUACGCCUUUGAGAACCGUUUUCUCAUGGACUGCCUGCUCGGCCUGUCUGCCCUUCAGCUGGAGAACCUCAACCAGGAGGUCGACCCGUCGCGCGCCCUCUACUAUCGCUCGUGCGCCUUUGAAGGCUACCGCAAAGCCAUCGAAAAGGCCGACGUCGAGACGUUCCCCGCCCUCAUCGCCUGCUCUCUCCUGCUCGUCGCUCUGUCGUCCCAGAUGUUCCGCGAGGUCACGACGAAGCGCCUGCACAUACUCGACUGGAUGGUCGUCUGGCGCGGCAUCGGUCUCAUGAUCCGGCUCGCGAGCCCCCGCAAGCUCUGGGAGGCCGGCCUCGCCGAGCUCUUCUUCCGCCCGCCCAUCGACCUCAACUCGUCGUCGCUGCACAUCCCCAACAACCUGCUCUUCAUGGUCUCCACCAUCCGCGACGACGACCCCGACCACGCCCACGUCGACACCUACUACCACUGCCUGCAGUACCUCGGCUCCCUGUACCAGGAGCUGCGCCAGGGCCUCAGCUCCAUCCUCAACAUCCGCGCCAUGACCUGGUUCACCUUUGUGCCGCCCGACUUUGUCGAGCUCGCCAAGCUGCGCCGCCCGCGCGCCCUCGUCAUCAUUGCCCACUACGCCAUGUUUGUCAAGGUCGUCGACACCAUCUGGUGGCUGCGCGGCGUCGGCGACACGAGCAUCCGCGACAUCCUCGAGCACCUCGACCACGACGACUUUGACGACGCCUGGGAGGACCUGCUCGCCACGCCCCGCGCCGCCCUGCGCACCGACCGCCCCGUCGACACGGCCAAGGUCAUCCUCAACGACCCCGUCUGGCUGCCGCCCGCCACCGACGAGACGCUGUGCCCAGAGGAGGCCUCGCGCCUGCCCCUCAUGCUGUCGCUCGUCAGCCAGCGCGGCAGGCUCAUGCGCUACGACAGGGAGUCGGGCUGCCACGUCGAGCUCGACGACGGACCCGUCCUGGACGUCGCCACCAACAUUGAAAGCUACAUGUGCGGCAACAAUCUCCGCAGGGCGGACCCGAGCCUGGCGACGCACGAUGGCACCGAGGACUUGGAGGACGGGCCCUUCGCCGUCUUUCAGAGGAUCCCCUUGCGAUGA
Molecule: messenger RNA, 1587 nt
Organism: Verticillium nonalfalfae
Lineage: Eukaryota; Fungi; Ascomycota; Sordariomycetes; Glomerellales; Plectosphaerellaceae
Exons: 1
Coding region: 1-1587 (528 amino acids)
Biological process (GO): regulation of transcription by RNA polymerase II
Molecular function (GO): zinc ion binding; DNA-binding transcription activator activity, RNA polymerase II-specific
Source: RefSeq, a predicted model, not a curated record